AUGAGGCCACCUUCGGACUAUGAGGGAGGAGCAAGGAUGCCAGCUGAAGCUGAGGAAAUGGAUGCGCGAGCGCCGGCUAUGAUGAUAUGUGCUAAGCUGGCUGGACAUGCGGUCAUCAGGGUAGUAGGAAGGUGCGAGGAUGCCCAGGAAAAUAGUCAACUCGACUUAUCUGAAUGUCAACUGAUGCAAGUACCUGAUGCCGUAUAUCACCUCAUGCGACACACCGAGCUCAAGAGCUGUGAUCUCAGCGGAAAUGUCAUUACUAAGAUACCUCCUAAGUUUGCUGUUAAAUUUAGCUUAAUUACAGAUCUAAACCUAUCAAACAACCAAAUGGCGAAGUUGCCGGAUGAGCUGUGCACCCUGGCGUGCCUGCAGCGACUUGACAUAUCCCAUAACACAUUUGUCGCACUCCCACACAUUGCCUGCCAAUGUCCAAGUCUACAUACACUUUUGGCCCAUCACAACCAAAUUAUUGAGGUGGAUGUAGACCGAUUAGCAAGAUCGCGUGCCCUUGAAUAUGUGGACCUCAGUGACAACCCAAUCCCUCCACGGAUGCACACAGAACUGAAACAACUUUCCCGGCCAUCAGUCUCUGUUUCGGAAAGAGAAAAAGAAGAUUGGGAAGAAGAUCUCUGUUUAUAA
Diatraea saccharalis (sugarcane borer) is the source of this 642-nucleotide messenger RNA. The record is from the annotation of a GenBank genome assembly. NCBI's taxonomy places the organism in Eukaryota, Metazoa, Arthropoda, Insecta, Lepidoptera, Crambidae.